GAAUAGGUCUACGGAUCGGCGGAUUUGGUAAAUAUUUUAUCCCGGAUUCUGGAUUCAGAGCGAAAUUUCAACGGAUCUGCGGAUCCUAUGAUCACAGCGGAUCGCGGUUUUAUCCAGUUUCUGGGCCCGGAUUUUGGAUUUUGGUUGUUAGGAAGUUCGGAUCGUGGAUCUCAACGUUUCCCCGGAAAUUUCCCUGUGCCGGAUGUCACGCAGUGGAGAAAAUGACUAACAAUAGUGACGCACUUCAGCGUGACGGUUCCGUGAUGGCCGUGACGAAAGUUACCUCCCACCCGCGUGGGCCCUCUCAUCUUUCAGAUCUUUGGUCAAGGGUCAAAUCAUCAUGAAAGCGUGGGCACAUGUCACUACCGAGACCGGUUUCAUUCAGUUGUGACCAGUUGUCGAUUGUCUACUUUGUGUUGCAGGACUUGUAGUGUAUAAUGAUGUAAGUAAUGGUCAGUGUUAUGGAGUUGAAAACGAUAGAAUGCGUUGCAUUCUUUUACAACGAAGGAGCCAAAGGCGAUGACUUCAUACAAAAAAAUAAAUUUCGCUGCCAAGUAGAUUCCGUCACAACGAAAAGUCUAGUGAAGCUCCGAAACCAUGUGCGUGAAUUUGCUGCAUUGGACUCGACAGCUAAAGAGCUUGGUAUAGGCGAGAAUAUUGCUGUCAAACUUAAUAGGGGUUCUCGUAUAUCUGGACGCCAGGAAAGAUACACCAUUGAUACUGACAAACAGUUGGAACUUGAAAUUCCCUCGAUAUUAAAUGGCGUUGAUAAGCUGUUAAUCAUUAUUCACCCAGUUAAGUUGUUGUUUGGUAAGAAAGUUCCCACAAUCGUCAUUGGCGCCAAAAGUAACGAAAGGAUCGGUCGUGCAUCAGCUAACAUUCCACAGAAGUCACAGAAAGUACCAUCUAAAGUUCUUUCGGAUGAACAAGUUCAACAACUAAAUGAAGCGCAUUUUGAUCUAUGUAAAGGGAAGUCUUCAAGAUUGAAGAAAGUCACACAAAUGCAGUCAGUGUUAAAAUUUACACAGACCGUAAAGAAAAGGGGAGCACCUGAAGCCUCAGAGGCGGGAUGUUCAAGCAAAAUGCCAAAACCCUCAGAAGACUCUGAUGUUGAUAACUCAGACAGAGAAACAGAAGCCAUGAUGGAAAAUGAUAUUGAUUGGAGUGAUGAGGGUUCAGAGAGUGCAGAGAGUGCAAAGUCUACCGAAAAUGAGAGUCAGUUUGAAGACAGUAGCGGUGAAGAGGCACAAGAAAAUGUUAAUAGUCUAGUCGAAGAAGGCAAAAGUGAGAUUGAUAGUGAUUUUGACCAAGACGACAAUACCUCCUUGCAGUAUGGCGUAGAGAUGGCUGACCCUGUGUGCAUCAAACUAAAUGAUCUAAUACGCAGGGGAAAAAUAGAUAGGUCCCAAAUCCUCUACAAAUUUUAAACGACGUACUAGAAA
Messenger RNA from Stylophora pistillata, 1442 nucleotides. RefSeq lists its product as uncharacterized. The record is from RefSeq and is a predicted model, not a curated record. NCBI's taxonomy places the organism in Eukaryota, Metazoa, Cnidaria, Anthozoa, Scleractinia, Pocilloporidae.